This is a messenger RNA of Closterium sp. Naga37s-1, 2052 nucleotides long. The record is from the annotation of a GenBank genome assembly. NCBI's taxonomy places the organism in Eukaryota, Viridiplantae, Streptophyta, Zygnematophyceae, Desmidiales, Closteriaceae.
AUGCGACCAUGUCGGAUUCUGGUCUUCUUCUCUGGCUUGCUCCUUCCUUUUCCUGCUUUACCUUUCCUUCUCUCAUUGUCACUCCCUCUUUCAUCUCUCCUUCUAGAUCCUCUCUUCCUGUUCCUUCCUCUCUUCUUCCUUCAUUCUCUUGUCCUCCUUCACCUAUUGGCUGCUCUCAAAGCACUGCAUUCUCCAUCCCGGGCAAUCGUCCUGCUUCCCCCAACCCCCUGCCCUGCUUCCCACCAUCCCCUUCCCCGCUUCCCCCCAUCCCCUUCCCUGCAUCCCCACAUCCCCUUCCUUGCUUCCCCCCAUCCCCUCCCCUGCUUCCCCCAAUCCCCUUCCCUGCUUCCCCCUAUCCCUUUCCCUGCUUCCCCCCAUCCCCUUCCCUGCUUCCACCCGUCCCCUUCCCUGCUACCCCCCAUCCCCUUCCCUGCUUCCACCCGUCCCCUUCCCUGCUUCCCCCCAUCCCCUUCCCUGCUUCCAACCGUCCCCUUCCCUGCUUCCCCCUAUCCCCUUCCCUGCUUCCCCCCAUCCCCUUCCCUGCUUUCACCUGUCCCCUUCCUUGCUUCCAUCAAUCCCCUUCCUUGCUUCCAUCUAUCCCCUUCCUUGCUUCCCCCCAUCCCCUUCCCUGCUUCCAUCCAUCACCUUCCCUGCUUCCCCCCAUCCCCUUCCUUGCUUCCCCCCAUCCCCUUCCCUUCCCCCCAUCCCCUUCCCUGUUUCCCCCCCUCCCAUUCCCUGCUUCCCCCCAUCCCCUUCUCCGAUUCCCCCCAUCCCCUUCCCUGCUUCCCCCCAUCCCCUUCCCUGCUUCCCCCCAUCCCCUUCCCUACUUCCACCCAUCCCCUUCCCUGCUUCCUUGGAUCCCCUUCCCUGCUUCCCGCUAUCCCCUUUCCUGUUUCCCCCCAUCUCCUUCCCUACUUCCACCCAUCCCGUUCCCUACUUCCCUGGAUCCCCUUCCCUGCCUCCCUGGAUCCCCUUUCCUGCUUCCCCCCAUCCCCUUCCCUACUUCCACCCAUCCCCUUCCCAGCUUCCCUGGAUCCCCUUCCAUGCUUCCCAAUGUCCCCUUCCCUACUUCCCCAUGUCCCCUUCCCUGCAUCCCCCCAUCCCCUUCACUGCUUCCCCCCAUCCCCUUCCCUGCUUUCCCGCAUCCCUUUCCCUGCUUCCACCUGUCCUUUUCCCUGGUUCCCCCCAUCCCCUUCCCUGCUUCCCUGGAUCCCUUUCCCUGCUCCCCAUGUCCCCUUCCCUGCUUCUCCAUGUCCCCUUCCCUGCAUCCCCCCAUCCCCUUCCCUGCUUCCCUCCAUCUCCUUCCCUGCUUCCCCCCAUCCCUUUCCCUGCUUCCACCUGUCUCCUUCCCUGCUUCCCCCCAUCCCCUUCCCUGCUUCCCUGCAUCCCCUUCCCUGCUUCCCCCCAUCCCCUUCCCUACUUCCACCCAUCCCCUUCCCUGCUUCCUUGGAUCCCCUUCCCUGCUUCCCGCUAUCCCCUUUCCUGUUUCCCCCCAUCUCCUUCCAUACUUCCACCCAUCCCGUUCCCUACUUCCCUGGAUCCCCUUCCCUACUUCCCUGGAUCCCCUUUCCUGCUUCCCCCCAUCCCCUUCCCUACUUCCACCCAUCCCCUUCCCUGCUUCCCUGGAUCCCCUUCCAUGCUUCCCAAUGUCCCCUUCCCUACUUCCCCAUGUCCCCUUCCCUGCAUCCCCCCAUCCCCUUCACUGCUUCCCCCCAUCCCCUUCCCUGCUUUCCCGCAUCCCUUUCCUUGCUUCCACCUGUCCUUUUCCCUGGUUCCCCCCAUCCCCUUCCCUGCUUCCCUGGAUCCCUUUCCCUGCUCCCCAUGUCCCCUUCCCUGCUUCUCCAUGUCCCCUUCCCUGCAUCCCCCCAUCCCCUUCCCUGCUUCCCUCCAUCUCCUUCCCUGCUUCCCCCCAUCCCUUUCCCUGCUUCCACCUGUCUCCUUCCCUGCUUCCCCCCAUCCCCUUCCUUGCUUCCCUGGAUCCCCUUCCCUUCUCCCCAUGUCCCCUUCCCUGCUUCCCCCCAUCCCCUUCCCUACUCGUAUUCACUGGAAUAG